Messenger RNA from Doryrhamphus excisus (bluestripe pipefish), 5180 nucleotides. It is a transcript of the gene slc2a10, whose product is annotated as solute carrier family 2 member 10. Gene Ontology annotation, cellular component: membrane. Gene Ontology annotation, biological process: circulatory system development; D-glucose transmembrane transport. The record is from RefSeq and is a predicted model, not a curated record. Gene Ontology annotation, molecular function: D-glucose transmembrane transporter activity. Lineage: Eukaryota; Metazoa; Chordata; Actinopteri; Syngnathiformes; Syngnathidae.
GCCUGGGGUACCCUGCAGUUUCUCCGUCCGGUUUCACCAAAUUCACGGACAACCACAGAAAACGAAUUUAUUUGAUUUACGUUUUUCAGUAGAUUGCGUAUCAGUUAAUUUGUUGUGUUGUGUCCAGAUUGGUAGGAGUUAAUUUAAGAAAACGACGUGACAAUUGUAUUUCAUGGUUACAUAAACAAAGACUUAAAAAUAAGAAAGUUCAAAUUGACUACUCUUUAACAACACCGACUUUUUUAAUAUUUUAUACUAUUGUAUUUAUGAUACUUGACGGUACAAUUGAAAAGAUUGAAAGUUUUUAUCUUAAUACUGUAAAGUAGUUUUCUUGGCGGUAUCUUUACUUUUACCCAAGUACAGGACUGCUGUCCUGUUGUGUUUGCUGACAGUGGUGACGUCACAUCACAUCUUUUUUUUCUUUCCCUUCCUAGCAACCUUCUUUUCUUCUGUUCUUCUUUCUGCAACUUGACACGUCUGCCACGUAGGAACUUCCUGGAACGCCAGGAUGAACAUCUGUGGAUGCAGUAAUGAAAUCACAGCAAUCAACAAGGGGGUUGUCACGGUGACAGUGGUGCCACACACUCCUGUGGGCUCUUUCAUCUUUCCUAGCAAGACCUUUUAGACCUGAAGCGGAAUUCCUCUGACAUGGCCGAAGAGCACUCAUAAACUGAAAAAAAAUGGGGUGUUCUGUGCUCCUGUUGGCCAGCACCGUGUCCAGUCUGGGAGGUCUGCUUUACGGUUACGAACUGGGCAUCAUCUCUGGUGGUUUGCUGCAGCUCAAGACCCAGUUCCGACUCACGUGCAUCCAGCAGGAGGCGCUGGUCAGCUCUUUGUUGAUCGGCGGCCUACUAUCCUCUCUGGUGGGAGGAGGCUUGAUCGACCGCUACGGCAGCAGAAAGUCCAUCCUCCUCAGUAAUGUCCUGAUGCUAACUGGGAGCCUUAUUCUGCUCAUCAGCUCCUACCCGACGCUGCUGUGUGGCAGGUUCACAGUGGGGGUCUCCAUGUGUCUGUCCUCCAUGUCCUGCUGCAUCUUUGUGUCGGAGCUGGUCACUCCUGAGCGGAGGGGUUUCCUGGUAACCUUGUAUGAAGCUGGCAUCACUGUGGGCAUCCUUGUCGCCUACACCAUGAACUACAUCCUGUUUGACUUGAAGAUGGGCUGGAAAUGGAUGUUUGGCUUAGCUGUUGUACCAGCCAUGAUUCAGAUGGUCUCCAUAUGCUUCCUUCCAUCCAACACUGACAGAGGUAUCUGUCAGGAUCUGAUUACUUCCAUGGAUACCCAAGAAGAAGGGGACUCCAACAAAAGGACGGAGUAUGAUAUCAUGUCCCUUUUCCAGCAAAAAGACAACAUGAGGAGCCGCAGCAUCGUUGGGUUGGGAUUGGUGCUCUUUCAGCAGUUCACAGGACAGCCUAGCGUUCUUUUUUACGCAUCCACCAUUUUUCACUCAGCAGGCUUUCAGAAUGCUGACUCUGCAGUGCUCGCCACUGUUGGCAUCGGACUGGUCAAGGUGGUGGCUACGUUCACCUCCAUGUUUUUUUCUGACAGAGUGGGCAGAAGACCUUUGCUCAUCAGUGGAUGCUGCGUCAUGGCCUUGUGUCUGACAACCAUCGGACUUCUCAGUGGACAGUCACUGAAGGGCACUCAGGGCCCUUGUAAUACGGAGCACGCCAUUGGCAACAGAACUGGUCAAUCUCAUUUCCCCUUUGGAAACCAAACACUUUUGAACGCAACACUGGAUGAGAACAACAUACUCCAAUAUUCUAGUGACCGAAAAACACUGAAAUCUCUGGAACUUUCUCCUAGUGUACAUCAAAACGCUGUAAACUGGAUUAUUCUUGUGUGCAUGAUGGCUGUUGUGGCUGCAUACUCCAUUGGAUUUGGACCAAUGACGUGGCUCCUCCUCAGUGAGAUCUUUCCUGCUCCUGUGAGAGGAAGAGCAUUCGCACUCACCAGCUGCUUCAACUGGAGUGCCCACCUCUUGGUUGCCUUCACCUUCUUGGAUGUUUUCAAUGCAGCGGGUCUGGGUGGAACGUUCCUCAUGUACGGGGCGACCUCGCUGGUGGCUGCAGUCUUCUUCUACUUCCUGCUCCCAGAAACCAAAGGCAAGACGCUGGAUGAGAUCGACAAGGAGCUGCGUAUGAACCGGUUUCACCACCAUGUGGAGUGCUGUACCUUCAUCAGACCGACGCCUUCUCACCACCGCUACCAAAGAGUCAGCUGUCAACAGAGCAUUUGAAUCUUUGAGCAUUGCGAAUCGACCAGCUUUUCACAACAAGCACAGCAGGUGGGCUGACAUGAGGUGAUGAUUAAAUGGUUCAGGUCAUCAAACUUUUUUAAAUAUUAGUCAAUCACAACACAACUGAAGACAAAAUGCAGGUUUUAAAUGAAACUUUUUAUUAUUAAGGGAAAAAAAAUCCAAAGUUUCAUGUCCGUGUGUGAAAAAGUGAUAUAAUAGAUCACUAAACCUAAUAACGGGCGGCACGGCAGUCUAGUGGUUAGCGCGCAGACCUCACAGCUAGGAGGCCAGGGUUCGAUUCCACCCUCGGCCAUCUCUGUGUGGAGUUUGCAUGUUCUCCCCGUGCAUGCGUGGGUUUCCUCCGGGUACUCCGGUUUCCUCCCACAUUCCAAAAACAUGCUAGGUUAAUUGGCGACUCCAAAUUGUCCAUAGGUAUGAAUGUGAGUGUGAAUGGUUGUUUGUCUAUAUGUGCUCUGUGAUUGGCUGACGCCUCUCGCCCAAAGACAGCUGGGAUAGGCUCCAGCACCUCGUGAGGAAAAAGCGGUAGAAAAUGAAUGAAUGAAUGAACAACUGCAAUCAAGCGUUUACAAUAUCUUGCAAUGAGUCUCUUAUAACGCUUUGGCCCAAUCAUCUUUGCAGAAUUGUUGUCAUUCAGCCACAUUCGGGGGGGGGGGUCCAAAGUCCAAAGUCUUCAUUUUGGAGCCGAUAGUCAUUUGCAGUGGAAGGGUAAAACAUUGCAUAAAAAUGUUGAAUAAUACAAACACAAUUAGUUUAAUAGCCUAAAGCAUGUUGAUUUAAGCAAACAACUGGAGUUAAGAUCAACACAACUCUUGGAAAGUUAAAUAGAAACUUAUAUAAUAGCUGAGAUCAGCCUUCAUCUUAGCAUACUUCCUUGCAACUAAACAAGGACUGAACUUGAAUUUCUUGUUCUCUGUCCAUCCAUCCAUCCAUUCAUUUUCUAUGCUGCUUAUCCUCACUUGGGUGACGGGGACCUGGACUGGUCGCUAGCACACUCACAUUCAUAACUAUGAACAAUGGUGGAGUCUUAACACUGACCUUAAAUGACAGCAAGUGAGACCUACAAUUCUUUGGAUGUUGUUGUGGGGUCUUUUGUAACCUCUGGAUGAGUCAUUGAAACCUGGAAAUGGUUCAACACCGGUCCAUGUUUUGGCCAUUUGUGGCUCUCUCAUGGCUCUUGCUGUGAUUCACUGGAGUCCCAAAGCUUUAGAACCAGAUUGUACUUUCUUAGAUCUUGGCAUUUGUAGAUUUUGAUGAUCUUUUGAUCUACUUCACUUUUUCAGUCAGUUGUUUUUAUACAGGACAAUGCAGGUAUGCCACUUUAGCUCGCCAUAUGUCAUGUAAAUGUGAAUCGCCCUUAUUUAUAAAUGGUAAUAGUUAAUUUUAUUUGAACAUGCAUCAUGUUACCAAGGAAAACAUCACAUGAUUCUGUUCCCAGUUCCCCAUGUCCCUGCAAAUGAGCUUUUCCCUUCAGCAAAUCAAUCUCCUCCAUCCAACCCUGUCUUCUGCAUCCGUCCCUUCAAUCCUAGCACCGCAGAAUAAUAUAAAAAAUAAGACACAUUAGUAUUACAUUACUAACACCAAAUGGCCAAUGUAGAAUACUACAUAUUAGUAACUCUUUGAAUGAUUUGUACAGUAUUUGUAUUUUACUUCAUUGACUUUUAGCUUGAAAAUUUUGCAUUCAGGCCAAAAAUGCAUAACAGUUGCUUAUUUAAACCUUUUUUUUUUACCAAGAGGCUAUAUUUAGCAACAAAACAACAUUAUUUUAGUAUAUUUUUGAAAAACAGUGAAGCCACCAAAUGUUUAGAUGUGAGGGAUUACCAUCUAUGACCCUCCUGAGAUGGGAUGUGGGGAGAGUUUGACCGCUGUGUUUGCCAACAAGCUUUUUCCAUCAGCAAAUCUCCUUUUGUAUUGACGUCAAAUAUUGCACUUAUUUGAUAGUAAAAGUAUUUGUUCCCUUGCUGAUUUUGUGGGUUUAAUAAUAAUUAAUUAUUAUAUAAUUGAUCACUGUCCACUGGUAAGAAUGGUUGCAGAGCUUGAGCAGCGGUUUUGCAGUGUAGAUUGUGUGUACUUGUGUAAAUGUAAUGGUGGCCUAAAACAAUCGAGUAUUGUUACUAAAUCUGUCCAAAAGUGGGAAAGUUAUAUCCCGGUUCUUGUUCGUUAUUUGUUUUUGGGAUUUCCUAAUUUCUACUACAUUCAUUCAUAUCCUGUGCAUCUCCGGGGGGCUAAGCCCCCAUACCUCCGUCCUCAGAACCUAGUGACACCCCUGCAAAUCACAUGUAUGGAAGACACCCGUUUUAGUAAGAUUUAUUGGUAAUCACCAAUAACUUACUAAUCACAUGUAUGAAAGACACCUGUUCACAUUGUUAACAGGUUGAUUGGGAGUGUCUAACAGGUGUGUGAAAGCCAGAAUUACAAAUGUAUACUAUGGGGUCAAAUAUUUAUUCCCCUCAAUGAAAAACAAAUUAAUUACAAUAUAUAUUUUCAUACAUCGCCCUUCAAAAGUAUAGAAUGAUCAAUUCUGUAUUAAUGGGCAAACCAAGAAAAUCAGCAAAGGAUCAAAUAUCACUGUAUUUACCUUGUUUUUAAUUGAAUUGUGUGCAUUCUGUGUAUUUAAAUAAAGUUUAGAAUAAAAACAUUUGUUCACAGUUACGUUUACAUCAGCAAGGGGUCAAAUAAAUAUUUUUCUGUGUUUUCUUCCAAUAUGGUAAUUACUGCACCACUGCUGUAUUGUGCAGGAAUAUAUAUAUUGUGUUUGUGUAUAUGUAUAUUGCUGGAAACAUUUGACUUCAUUGCUAUGCUCUUAAAAGGUGAAAAAUGAAUGUCCCAUUUGAAGUGUAAAAUGUUUACCUUGGAGCUUGUAGAAAUGUAAAAUGAAGAAUGCAAAAGGAAUGUGUGAGACAAGCAGCUGAUAAAUAAAAGGCU